This is a messenger RNA of Vicugna pacos (alpaca), 3350 nucleotides long. The record is from RefSeq and is a predicted model, not a curated record. NCBI's taxonomy places the organism in Eukaryota, Metazoa, Chordata, Mammalia, Artiodactyla, Camelidae.
AUGUCAAAAAGGAAGAAGAGGGGCCAUGUCCUCAGCGCCAUUUCUGAUAAGCCUCCAUUAGCCAAGUCCCUAGAAGCCUUGCUUUUUUCCCUGUCUGGUGGCGCCUAUGAGAGUGAGAGUAACCCCAUGGAUCCCUUGUUGGAUGGGGUCGUCGAGCUCGGCUGCGCGGAACCGAUGCGUGGACGCGGCCGAGGCGUGCACGGCGAACGCGCGGUGCCAUCGGCUGCGCACCGAUUGGACAACGUGAGCGCGCGGGUAGCGCCCUGGUGCGACUGCGGAGCCAGCGGAAACCGGCGUGAGGAGUGCGAAACCUUCCGGGGGCUCUUUACAAGGAACCGCUGCUUGGGUGAGGGGCCCGGGUGGGGCCGCGUGGGAGUGCAUUCGGCGCUUACCGCCUGGUCCCAAGCUGCUGUUCUGGCGGGAGCCCAUUUUAGAGAUGGCGCCAUACAGACCUUUGACGGCGGCUGGCCGCCAAUCCUACAAGACCAGCUGGACCCCCACCGGGACCCUGAACACAACGUCCUGCAGGUGUCCUCCUCAGACGGGCCUCUGGGGUGGAGCUCCCUUCUCUCCAUGCUCCCUGUCCUGGCUCUCCAGCCCCUGCUCUGACUAGGACAGCAGACCUUGGACAACAGCCAAGUGUCCCACUCUGCCUAGGAUAACUGGUCUCAUCUGUGGCCUCCUGCCCCAUUGAAAAGGGACUGGCUUACUUCCCAAGCUGGCCCCAGUGCUCUUACCUCACUGCCUUUUGCAGGUCUGGACAAUCUUAUCAGCUUCCCAAGCAGGUCAUGCUCCCAGGAGUACUUGUAGGCGAAACUCCCUCUAAUACUCUAGCCUUUCAUGGCACCCUCCCAGUCAGACACCCCCAUCAGAAUAGCCAUCUGCACCCCAUAACUAAUGUUGGCAUCAUGCUUCUGGUCCAUAAUAUGCCGCUUGCUGGGCACCACCUGGAGUGAGAAUCCAGUUCCGUACGUUGCACUGGCCAUAUGGCCAUCUUCCCCAUGGUUUAACCUAGCACUAGAAUGAUUCCCAUAACUCAAUAAAUCCAUAUGCACUGAGACUGGUGUUGCUUUCAUGUGAUCUGUGUCUUGGGAGCCUGGAGACCAGUGUCAGCCACAGGGUGUGCUUCAGCUGGCCUGUGUGACCUUGGAUGGCCUCAGAAGCUCUCCAGGCUUCCUCACCUGUGGGUGCUGAACUGGAUCAACUAUCAGGUCCUAGUGGUGGGGAUUUUGGUUGCUUUUGUUUAUUCUUUCAUUCUCUGCUAGUAAUCAGAUAGAGAAACUACAUUUCUCAGCCUCCCUUGCAGCAAGGGGUGGUCAUGUGACACAGUUCUGGCCAAUGAGUGAAACUCACAGAUAAGCCUUCUACCGGAGCUUUUUAUAAAAAGGAACAGACUUGCUGACUGGGCCCUUCAGCCUCUGGCCUCAAACUGCCCCUCUUCCUGCCCAGAACUUGGUGGCAUUGCCAGGGAUCAUGGGUACCAUCUUGAAAGCAGAAGCACAUGACAUUGUGGAGCUGCUGCACUGUCCGCAGUCUGCCUUCCUCUGGACUGUAUUAUGUAAGAAAAAUGAUACUUCCAAUUUGUUUUAAGCCAGUUUCUCUUCAGGUGUCUGUUUGCAGCCAAACAUCGGCUCUGCUUGACACACUCCCACCUAUGGGUGCUGAGAGCUGUAGUGUUACCUGCUACGCUCACCUGGGGGAGCCUCAUCCCCUUACACACAGAGCCUGGCCCUGACAGACACUUGAAAGAAGGGGCGAUGGUGGUUUUUUUUUUAAUUUCCACCUAAUCUACCUGUUACUGUCCACGUGGGGAGUCAAAUUCUUUCCUGGAGAUGAAGGAAAUUUAUCAUAAAGGUUUUUAUAAACACUCCAUGUGUGUGGCCAUUGAGGACACAGCAAAUGCCAAGGGCAUUGUGUUAAACUGCAGUUCCAUGGAGGAGUUUUGGGAGGAGAGGGCAGAAUGAUGGGGGCCAGGUACUAAGCCUUCUUCCUCCAAAGACUGGAGGCUCCUGAUGAGUGAAGGGUUACUGUGUCUCUGGGCUGCUCCUUCUCAAACAGGGUUGAGAUUUGGCAGGGCCCACAAAACAGGUUGAAGUGGAGGCGGCGGUGCCUAGCUCAGAUCUCUCUGGGCCAGUGCAGCCCAUCGCCAGGCUGCUGGGGCUGUUGGCUGCUAACACAGCUCACAGCUGCCCUCUUCUCCAGAAGAAAGGCCUGUGAGGUUGCAUUCUGCUCUCUGAGGGGGACAGCGGCCAGUGACUGACUGAGGCAGGAGUUCAGAGGCAGUUCAGGCCAGGCCUGUGUGCUUCGAGGGGACAGUUCUGUGUGCCGUUCAUGCUUCAGAGCUCGCUGUGGGACCUGGCUGAGAAUAGAUCCCAGCAGAGACCACAUCCCAGUUUAGCUCCUUCCCCUGCCCACUCCUGCCUCGCUCACUUCGAGGCUCCCCUGAGGGCACUCCCUCCAAUAAAUCAUGGCCUGAGAGUCCCUGUCUUGGGUUCUGACCUAAGACACAGGGUACGGACCACGCCUGGGGCUGGCCUGACCAGAGAAAGAGCCACCGACUCUGAGACUGGGUAGUUAGCAGCUCACACCAAGCCUGCAGACAGCGCAUGUGGCAGCUGUCAACCAGCCUCCCAGCUUCAGCCAGUCCUCUCCUGGUUGGACACCUUUUAUUUCUUUUUAUUGCCUGAUUGGUCUGGCUAGAUCUUCUAGUACUGUGUUGAAUUAAAGUAGUAAAAGUGGGCAUCCUUGCCCACUAUUCCUGGUAUUAGAGGAAAAACUUUUAGUCUUUCACCAUUGAGUAUGAUGUUGUGGGAUUUAAUGCAGCUUUUAUUAUGUUGAGGUGGUUUCCUUCUAUUCCUAGUAGGUUGAGUGUUUUUAUCAUGAGAGGGUGUUGAAUUUUGUCAAAUGCGUUUUCUGGGUCAAGUGAGACGGUUCCCCCCUCAUUCUGUUGAUGUGGGGUAUUACACUGAUGGGUUUUCAUAAGCUGAACCUUCAUCCUUGCAUUCCAGGAAUAAAUCCCACUUGGUCAAAGUGUAUAAUCCUUUUACUAUAUGACUGAAUUCUGUUUGCUUGAGUUUUGUUGAGAAUAUUUGCAUCAAUGUCAUAAGGGAUAGUGGUCUGUAGUCUUCUUGAAGUGCCUUUGGCUUUGGUGUCAGAGUAAUGCUGGCCUCAUGGAAUGAGUUAGGAAGUGUUCCCUCCUCUUCAGUGUUUUUUGAAAAGUUUGAGAAGGACUGAUACUAGUUCUUUAAAUGUUUGGUGGAUCUUACCAGUGAAGCCACCAAACCCAGGGCUUUUUUUUGUUGGGAGAUAUUUGAUGACUGAUUCAAUCCCCUUACUAGUUAUAUGUCUAU